Paraglomus occultum is the source of this 413-nucleotide messenger RNA. Lineage: Eukaryota; Fungi; Glomeromycota; Glomeromycetes; Paraglomerales; Paraglomeraceae. The record is from the annotation of a GenBank genome assembly.
GUGAGAAAAAUAAGAUUCCCGGACGUCGCAAGAUUCCACGAAAGCCAUAUCCAGUGGGACGAGAAGGGAAAGUACUUGCCGAUGGUUCCACUAACAUUAUCAUUCAAUCAGAACCAUGUGAAGACAAGGAGAUCGAAAAGACAAAACGAUUGUUUCGAGUUAUGCUUCCUUGCGGGAUCGGACCACAGUACAUUAUAGCAACAGCAUCAACAACAACAAAGGGUGAUGAAGUUGAACGUGUAGUCAAGAUGCAGAAUAACUCAACAAUUGUUAAAUUCACAAGACCACAAAUCUUCUCUGAAUACUCAACUGCAAAAGGAGCUGUUGAUAUUAAUAAUCAGAGUUAUGGAAUGUCUUUGUGUGAAAACAGAAACAGAGCCUCUGAGAAGGAAUGUGAUUCUACUAGAUCUUGA